Seminavis robusta is the source of this 1596-nucleotide messenger RNA. Lineage: Eukaryota; Bacillariophyta; Bacillariophyceae; Naviculales; Naviculaceae. The record is from the annotation of a GenBank genome assembly.
AUGUCCUCUGGUUACGCAAGUCGCUUGUCCGAGUACAAGGACAAGGGUGUGUGUGGUCUUCCCGAGAUUUUUGAUUCGAACCGUGCGUUGAACAACAAGAUGAAGAAACUGGUUCAAUUGAUUCGAGAGGCCAAGCGGGUCGUUGUCAUUACGGGAGCUGGAAUCAGUACGUCGGCGGGGAUUCCGGACUUUCGUGGUCCUUCCGAAUUGGAAAAUUUUGCCGAUGCCCAACCGACGAUUUGUCAUCGUGCCAUUACCAAAUUGGUUCAGGAGCAAUUGAUCCACUAUGUCAUUACUCAAAAUGUCGAUGGGUUGCAUCGUCGUUCCGGAUUGUCAAGAAAUCAUCACGCAUGUGUCCACGGAUGUGUCUUUACGGAAAAAUGUCAAACAUGCAAAGCCGAAUAUUUUCGCGAUUCCGAUGUCGGUGGCAUGAGUUUUCAACCGACGGGACGCACAUGCGAUCUUUGUGGCCAAGAUGGACAACUCUGCGAUACACUAUUGGAUUGGGAAGAUGCAUUGCCGGAACACGAUUUCGAACGCGCGACCAUCGAAUGCACCGACAGUGUCGUUUUGUGUUUGGGAACGUCGCUCCGCAUUGAACCGGUCGGGUCGUUGCCCGAAUUGGCGCAAGCCUACAUUAUAUGCAAUUUGCAAAAAACACCCAUGGAUGACGGCGCGGCGCUCGUCCUAAGAGCGCCCGUCGAUCAAGUCAUGGAUCAAUUGGUCUGUCAAUUGGGAUUCUCACACUGGAAACAGGAACCGCCACCACCCAUUGAACGAAUAUGGAAACCGCCAGUAGAAACAACAGCAGAACCAACAACAGAACCAACACAAGAACCAAUCAUCAGUAGUGGAGUGGACAAUAAUGACAAGACAGCAACAGAACCAGGAGUGGACAACAAUGACAAGACAGGAGCUGAGGCAGAAACAGCCAAAGUUGACAAGAAGACGACAGCACCAGAACCAUCCAACAACACUGGUCCAUGUACUGGUAGUAAUCCAACAACAACAAACAACGAAAACACAACAACCAUAAAGGAAGCAGAUGAACAAACACAAAACACCCCUGCCAAAACGAAGGAAUCUUUGACUGAGACAGUAUGUGGCAAGGAAAAAGAUCCAAUCACAGCAACAGCCACAAAACAACAAGAAGAACAACACCAUCAAUCCACAGAAGACACCAGUACUUGUCGUGAUUUGGUGCAUGCCCCACCAGAUCCCAUGGGAAUAAAAAUCUCCACGAGGAGUAGUAUGAGUAUGGACAACAUUCAACGAAACAACACAGGGGCAACCUAUGAAGAUUCCAUCAUUAUUCCAUCCACCAACACAACACCAGAACGGAAUGCCAACAAGACAGAAGAGAAGACACCACUACCAACGGAUGAUCCCAAAAGCAACAACAACAACAGUGGGCCGGAUCCAAAAACUGUGGUACAAAAUAAUAGUCUCGUUUCGUCAGCAUGCUCAUCAUUACCAGCAUCGAACGCGGCACCCUCCGUCACAACAACACCAGGAAAAAAUGCAAAAAAGACAGAAAAGGCUCCGCCACCGCCAGAAAAUGCCAAUGUGGUGGAUCUCAUCAAAGCAGGAGCAUAA